Molecule: messenger RNA, 2514 nt
Organism: Saccharomyces mikatae IFO 1815
Lineage: Eukaryota; Fungi; Ascomycota; Saccharomycetes; Saccharomycetales; Saccharomycetaceae
Gene: HSF1
Product: stress-responsive transcription factor HSF1
Exons: 1
Coding region: 1-2514 (837 amino acids)
Biological process (GO): regulation of DNA-templated transcription
Molecular function (GO): sequence-specific DNA binding; DNA-binding transcription factor activity
Source: RefSeq, a predicted model, not a curated record
AUGAAUAAUGUUGCAAAUACUGGGACGACCAAUGAGUCAAACAUAAGCGAUGCUCCCCGUAUUGAGCCUUUACCAAGCUUGAAUGAUGAUGACAUUGAAAAAAUCUUACAACCGAACGAUAUUUUCACCAAUGAUCGUACUGAUGCAAGUACUAUAUCCUCCACUGCCAUUGAAGACAUCAUAAAUCCCUCCUUAGACCCGCAGUCAGCAGUAUCGCCGGUACCUUCUUCCUCCUUUUUCAAUGAUUCAAGAAAGCCAUCUACUAGUACACAUUUGGUAAGGAGGGGCACACCAUUGGGAAUUUAUCAAAGCAAUCUAUAUGGUCACAAUAACAGAGAGAAUUCCAAUACCAGUAACACCCUAUUGUCCUCUAAACUACUCGCGCAUCCACCAGUUCCUUAUGGACAAAGUCCCAACUUACUACAACAGCAUGCUGUAUACAGGGCACAAUCUUCCAGUGGAACAAAUAACGCACAGCCCCGUCAAGCUACAAGAAGAUAUCAAUCUCACAAGUCUAGGCCUGCAUUCGUUAAUAAGCUAUGGAGCAUGCUAAAUGAUGAUUCCAAUACAAAACUUAUACAGUGGGCAAAGGAUGGAAAAUCCUUUAUCGUUACGAACAGAGAAGAAUUUGUUCAUCAAAUUUUACCGAAGUACUUCAAACAUUCCAAUUUCGCUUCUUUCGUGAGACAACUAAACAUGUACGGAUGGCAUAAAGUCCAAGAUGUUAAAUCAGGAUCAAUUCAAAGUAGUUCAGAUGACAAAUGGCAGUUUGAAAAUGAAAACUUCAUUAGAGGCAGAGAAGAUUUGUUGGAAAGAAUUAUUAGACAAAAGGGAUCCUCUAAUAAUCACAGUAGUCCCACUGGGAACGGCAAUUCAAUGAGCGGGAGCAACAUCUCAGUGGAUAGUGCUGCAGGAAUCAAUAAUAACAAUAACAACAUUAGUAGCAACGCAUUUUUUUCCAAUAGCCAUUUACUGCAGGGGAAAACACUAAGGUUAAUGAAUGAAGCAAACCUUGGAGAAAAGAACGAUGUUACUGCGAUCUUAGGUGAACUAGAACAAAUAAAAUACAACCAAAUUGCUAUUUCCAAAGAUUUAUUAAGAAUAAACAAAGAUAACGAAUUGUUAUGGAAAGAGAACAUGAUGGCAAGAGAAAGACACAGAACACAACAGCAAGCUUUGGAAAAGAUGUUUAGAUUUUUAACAUCGAUAGUCCCACAUUUAGAUCCAAAGAUGAUUAUGGAUGGGCUGGGAGAUCCGAAAGCUAAUAAUGAAAACCUCAGUGGUACAAGUAAUAUUGGGUUGCAUCACGAGAAUACAGGCACUAUAGAUGAGCUAAAGUCUAACGACUCCUUCAUAAAUGAUGACCGCAAUACAUUCAUUGAUGCUACAGCCAACAUUCGUGGUAAUGUGGGCUCCAACAAUGAUAGUAACACUAUUAAUACCACUAGUUCGAAUACAACAAAUAGAAAGAAAAACAUAGAUGAAAGCAUCAAAAACAACAACGACAUAAUUAAUGACAUUAUAUUCAAUACGAACCUUGCCAACAACCUGAACAAUUAUAAUUCCGGCAAUAAUGCUGGCUCACCAAUAAGGCCAUAUAAACAAAGAUACCUUUUGAAGAACAGAGCGAACUCAUCGACGUCGAGUGAAAAUCCUAGCCUAACGCCGUUUAAUAUUGAUUCCAAAAAUGACGGCAAAAUAUCGGAAAUUCCUUUUGACGAUGACGAAGAGGAAGACACAGAUUUUAGACAUUUUACUACAAAUCCUAAUAACCAGACCAAUCAACAUACCUUUGACCCAAGUAGAUUUACGAUGCUUUCUGAUGACGAUCUGAAAAAAGACUCGCAUGCUAAUGACAAUAAGCAUAACGAAAGCGAUCUGUUCUUGGACAACGUGCAUCGGAAUAUAGAUGAACAAGACACAAGGCUCCAGAACUUGGAAAACAUGGUUCACAUACUUUCUCCGGGGUAUCCCAAUAAGUCUUUUAGCAACAAAGUAUCCUUAACUCACACUAAUUCUAACACGGAACCUGCCACCAAUGUUAAUAGUCCCGGUUUCAAUCUACAAGACUAUUUAACUGGAGAGUCCAAUUCCCCAAACUCCGUUCAUUCUGUUCCAUCCAAUGGCAGUGGUUCCACACCCUUGCCUAUGCCUAAUGAUAAUGACCAUCAGCACGGAAGUGCCAGUGUCAGUGGCGCUAUUAAUCCAAACAAAAAUGAAAGCGGACUAACGCCUUUCCUCACUGUAGAUGACCACACGCUAAACGACAGCAGCAAAAACGAUGAAGAAAGCACAAAUGUGUCUCCCGAUAUAAAGUUUAGCCCGACAGAAAGCACUAAAGCGACCGGCAAUUCAUCAAACUUCAAUGAUCACGGCUACACAAACCAGGUCAGCACAACCCCAGAGAACGCCAAGAAGAGAUACGUAGAGGAAAUACCGGAACCGGCUAUAGUUGAAAUUCAGGACCCAGUAGAGUACAACGAUCACCAUCUGCUUAAACGGGCCAAAAAGUAG